Molecule: messenger RNA, 1695 nt
Organism: Arthroderma uncinatum
Lineage: Eukaryota; Fungi; Ascomycota; Eurotiomycetes; Onygenales; Arthrodermataceae
Exons: 2
Coding region: 1-1695 (564 amino acids)
Source: RefSeq, a predicted model, not a curated record
AUGUCUCCCUUUCUCUCGGAUAUGCGCGAUGGCGAGCUCCAGGAAUACGUACCAGACCUGCAAUGUUGGGAGUCGAAUGAACCCCGAAUCGAUUCCCAGGAUCCUUGUCGCAUAGGUGGCCCGGGGUUCCUCCCAUCAUGGCCAGUUGAAAUGGGAUGCCUGAGGAAGCUACCAGAUGCACUUUCAGAUCGAUUAACGGACAUCGCGCUGACAUGUCUUGAGGAAUAUGACCUUGACUACCACCGUGUAGAGAUAGUACAACGAUACUCAAGAGGCCAGACGCCAACACCCGCGGACAACACGGUAUACAUUUCCCUUUACACCCCGGUUAAUGACGACUGGGUAGAGGCGCUUGAUAGUAUACUUUCAGCUACUGAGCAACUUCAGUUUGCUGGUAGGGUUGAAAUGGUUUAUCAUGAAGCGCUGGAUGGAAUCAAGACGUAUCCGCCAGAUAUUCCAGAACAGUUGGCGCAAGACUGGCCUAACAUUGAAGGACAGAUCACCAGCCAAUUAGCAGUGUUGGGGGUUGAUUGGAAAGUAGUUAUGCUUGCCAAACGCGGCUAUUGGGAGGAUGAUGCAGUGAACACGGUAGUCAUCAAGGCCUCGGUGCCUUCAAGAACUUUUGCUAUCACUACAAGAAAUAGCAUUUUACUUGCUAUCCGCAAUGCACGUUACGGUUUGAAAGUGGAAGUUGUCCGAUCAGACUUUCUCUGGGGAUCAUUCUCCGAAGCACCUUCUCGGGGCCUUGAGAGCUCUAGCCCCGGCUGGCCCUUUGCAGACAGCCACAAUUCGAUGGGGAUGAGUGUAGGACGGGUCGACACUCCUUUCACAAGCACAAUCGGAGGCUACCUCAAAUUCACAGACUCGAAAGGCCGCAAGGAAUUCCUCGGCGUUACGUGCUACCAUGCCGUCCGACAAGAUCCUGCAGGCAGAGUGGACUCCGCUAUCCAGCGAGAUGGGUCGAAUGAUCUUGAAAUUCCGUGCCAAUCUCCCUCUGGGCCCGAUUUGAAAGCCGCGGCCAAAUACGCCAACCGCUAUAUACCAAUUUCGCUCAGAGGAGUUGAAGCGUUGGACGAGGUUUCACAGGAGACGGUGAAAUAUGAUAUCACGGUCAGAGAUAGACAGCUGGACGAAAUCAAGUCCUUUAACCCCCAUAUUGGGACUGUCCUCGCUACCUCGGGGUUUAAGAAUGCAUCGACACAUGCUGGGAUUAGCUCCCCCUUGUGUUUAUUGGAUUGGGCUAUACUCCAUGUUAGAAACGGCCGGAGAUGCCACAAUUACAUUGGAGAUAUCAAUCCUUCAAUUCCAGAAUGGCGUCGCGAGUCUCAAUCCGUCAGCGGGAUAGCCGAUAUUCCUGAUACGGAAUCUACCGUGAUCAAAAAGGGCCGCACGACAGGUGUUACCCUUGGAGUGGUCGGAGGCCCGCCAGUUUUAGUACGUCUCGGUGCUGCAUAUGGUAAUCUAUACCGCCGCGCAUGGCUGGUUUCGAGGGACUGGUCUAAAUGCUUUGCACGCCCUGGAGACUCAGGGUCAUGGGUGCUGAAUAUGUCUGGCCAGGUAAUUGGGAUAUUGGUUGCGGGUGACGAGUCUGACGGGAGCGGGUUAAUCGUACCAAUGUCCCUUGUGGUCAGAAAUAUCGAGGCAGUGGCUGGGUUUCCGGAGGGCUCCCUGGACGUUGACUUGCACAGUCGGUAA